This is a messenger RNA of Exophiala viscosa, 1129 nucleotides long. RefSeq lists its product as uncharacterized. Lineage: Eukaryota; Fungi; Ascomycota; Eurotiomycetes; Chaetothyriales; Herpotrichiellaceae. The transcript has a single exon. The coding region runs from base 243 to 839 and encodes 198 amino acids. The record is from RefSeq and is a predicted model, not a curated record.
UGUGGUACGCAAUUGCAAUUCUAGAUCGGUUUGGUUGUAGAGUCAAACAUCCAGCCAGUUUCAAAGCUCAGAUCACGUUGGUCUCCCACAAACACUGAACGUGACCUUUGAGAUUUUAUUUAAUAAUGGUCACCAGCCUAACCGACGCGUGUUGAACUUUGUCCGGUCCGCCCGAGUCCGCCGUUAACUACAUCGCUUUUGUCGUAGACCAUUCAUUUUUUGUGCUGCAGUAACUGCAGUAAAUGACUCUCUGUUCAUCAUUCCUCACAUGUUUAUCUUCGCCCGUUGCAUGUCAUCAAUCUGCGCCCCUCGGGGCCUACGAAGAUCUAUACUUGAGUGUCCUUCACAGGUUCCGACGCCCGACAUUGAUUAUGAUAAACCUGGAAGCAGUAAUGCAGCAUUAUUCUUGUCUACAUGACAUCAGUUUCUCUCUGUCUGAAUUGUACCCAUAUUUCUUUUUAAGACCUGCAUCCUGUCUUUGUGCCGUUUGCCACCGAUCGUUACUUGCCAUCUGUCAUUCGCGUGAUGAGGGUGCUCCGUAUAUCGAGCCAUUCAGACGGUAUCUAGGCUGUCUCUCCCAAAAGUCUGCCCUGUUGUCAGGAGUCUUUUGUGCUCCGCAUCCACAAGCCACAUUCAUCACGAUCUUCGAAGAAGAGAGCCUACCCAGGCACGUCUGCCUUGUGACUCAACACUCACACCUACUAGGUAUUUUGGAGGCCAUCAAUGCUACACGCUCAAUGUCGCCCCUGCUUCCACGGUGUUGCCUAAUAACUAAUGUGCUCAUCGCUCAUCGUCCAGCAGACCUUUUAAGCCCGGCGUCAUACCAUAGUAAGCAAUAGGUUAUGCACAUAUGGCCACGUUUUUUGGAGUAGGACGACACCGCCUUGCACGGGGUAUGUACAACGACAUCAUCGUGCGCCCUCACGUGCCAUUUUCAGAUUCCGACUUACUUCUCACUGCCUUGGGUCAUGAUGAUUCCUUGUAGGUUAUCAUGCAUGUAACUUUCCCCAAGCGAUAGCCUUUCAGAGGGCACAGAUAGGCUUGGGCAUCGAAUGUGCAAAACCACGGCGGAAAGAGAGGGAACUGCAAGAACGGGCAUAAAUGCCCCACAUUCAGGAAAAUUCAACGC